This is a messenger RNA of Nilaparvata lugens (brown planthopper), 3957 nucleotides long. RefSeq lists its product as uncharacterized. The record is from RefSeq and is a predicted model, not a curated record. The transcript has 3 exons. The coding region runs from base 281 to 487 and encodes 68 amino acids. Lineage: Eukaryota; Metazoa; Arthropoda; Insecta; Hemiptera; Delphacidae.
UUCGGCUGAGAUAGUUGAGGCGUCUCACGCUGAACUCAGUAUAACUUCACGUAUAUAGAAGACAGUAUCGCUCACGUUUUUGGGGAAUUUCAAACCAGCAAAGUUCAAAAUCUGUUAGGAGGCCAGGGAGAGGAUUGAGAUUGGUUAUUAGUUUUUGGAGGCUCAUUCAGAUGUGAAAUGUGUUUGUAACGUGGAAUUCAGAUAGUUGACGAGUUUGAAAAAAUAAGGGACCAGCAGACUCUAGAGUUUCCACUCCAUCAGUAGAAGAUUGUAGAUCAAAAUGCCUGUUGGAGGAAGAGUUGCAGGCAAAGUUGGAAUCUAUUCCAACGUCAGAGACAGUCACAACUUCUCGGGCCUGAACGAAGAGAUAAUCUGGAUCUCGAUCGGCAUGGGUAUCACAAUCGCCAUCCUCAUCACGAUCGCACUCUGCUACCUGCUCUACGAGAAGUGCAAACGCAAACGCUCGCCCUUGUAUACGCCCGCCUGACAAAGGGCCAGCUACUCGCCCUACCCACUUCCACCCUUGCCACUGCCACUGCCAAGGGCCCAAAAGGAGUACUACAUUACUGUAUGAUCACCUAGGUCGGUGUCAUCAUCGUCAUCGUCAUCGUCAUCGUCAUCCAAUCAUCGUCAGGAUUUGUCAUCGAAACCUAUCGCGUUGUCACCGCCGUCUCAGGUUAGGCAUAUUUGAGUGAAUACGGUCAGGUGAGAAAGGUUGAGUUAGGUGAGAAUAUUGAUCUAGGUAGAAACAUUAGUUGGUUGUGGUGUUAGGUGUUGGAAUUUAUUGAGAUAUAACGUGGAUGCAUUGAUUGAAGUACUUUAUAUUUUUUGGACAGUGCGAUAUUGUAGUUUAUUGGAUUUCAUUGAAUAGAUAAUAUACGGUACGGUACUAAAAAACUUUUGUCAAUAGUUCUAUAUUCAGUUAUGUGUGAAAUAUGUAAUAUAAGACCUAUUGGAUAAGACCUACAGGUGUGGUAUUAUGUGAUUGAUAGAUGAUGAUAUAAUUUUUUAUGACCAUGCUAAGAUUACUGGAAUGCUUCCUGAUAGCAAUCUUUUUUCUGAGAUCAGAAAUAUUGAUAAUUUAUGCUUGGAGAUAUAUUUACGAUAAUUUGUGUACAUUUAAAACAAAUGUGUAUCGUUUCCAGAAAUCAGAAAAGUAUUCAUUACAUGCUCAGGUAUUAUCUCACUCCGGGGCGAAGGAGAGUGGAGAUGGUAGAUGAUGUCAGGGAUGAAGAAAAAAUACUUCAUUCUGAAGAGAAUUGCACAUGACAGAGAGGAAUAGGGAAGGAGGAAUCAUGUAUGGACCUGCCAUAAAACAGAGCACUGAUGAUGAUAAUUUAUUAUCUCAAUAUGUGAAGCCUCUGACUUUUAACUCAUGUUCGUAUUCAUCAGUCAAUGAAGAAAUAAAUUAUGGUGAACUAUCUUUAUUAGGCCUAAAAUGAAAUCAAUUUUGUUACUGGUGACACUAAAAGGGCUGCGGGUAACUGAUGGUAAGCGAUAACCGGUAACCGGUAACCGAUCUAUUCUCGGUAGAGUAAGAUAUAAUUAUAAUAUCAUCCAUAAUUAAUAUGCAUUUCAGAUUCAAAUUUUAAAAAGCAUGGAGAUGGAGCAAAUAUUUCACUCAAAAAUUUCAAGCAAUUUGAGUGUUAUGCAAACAUGGCUCAGUCUUACUAGAUUCAAUGAUCCUCUUCCUAGGAAAAAGUAAUUGCUUUCAAAUGUACUCAUCAAUUUUAUCUGUGACAAAACUGGCUAUGUAGUAUCCUGAAUUCGAAAUCCUUGAAUUCCUACUUCAGCUCCUGGUGAUUCGCUGUAAAUAAUUUACAGGCAAUAAUAAUGUUUUACUGCAAUCGAGCUCCUUUGUAAAGAACGUCAAAUACUAGACAUAGACUAGCAAUAUUUCUCGACAAAUAUUCCCCUAUUCUAUAAAAUGACCGAAAUGAAUAUUGUGCAAAAAUGAUAAAAGGGACGAAUAUCAGGCAAAAAUGAUAAAAGAGCUGCUUCCAAUUAGAUGAGCUUGCUUGUUUUAAUAACGAGAACUCAGCUUCUCAAAACACUCCUGAUAUUUGACACCUUUCCUGAAGUUUCCGUGCUGGAAAUACAACAUGAGUUGUGGAACCAAAUGAAGUGAGAAAAUUAAUUUUGUUAGAGACAAAGGCACAAAAAGAUGAGCGUUUUGUUGUGAGGAGCUAAAAAUGGAAAACUCUCUGAUAAUAAAGAGCUUCCUUUCUUUUAUACCCGGGGCUUCCUCUCUGCAGCACCGUCACCAGUGACUGAAUAUCAAAAUGAAAUUCCUGAGAGGAAUUUGGAAUAGAGAGAUGUCUUCAUUUCAUGGAAAAUAGACUGUUCUGUAUAUUAAAAUCGACUAUACUGGACAAUUUAUUUUCUUUAAGUGCUCGUAUGGUGAUCCAGGACAUGAGAUGAUAAUUUCUAUUGAAUUGGGGUUACUUGGCUGGAAAUAGUUUAGUAUGAUAAAUCAGUAUGUUUUUCGAUCAAAAAGAUAUGAUUGAACGAAUUAUUUUAUAUUGGAUGAAGUGAUAUGAAGUGAAUAAAAGGCCUCCAUGUAAGAUUGUAUACAAUAGCACAAUUAUGUAGGCCUACAGGCACAUACCAGGUCAUAGUUCAAUAAUAACAGUUAUAACCCAAAUUAAGAGUGUUCUACAUGUUCAAAAUUUAUGUUGUUGCUCUACAGUAUGUAUCACUACUGAAACUAUAUGAAGAAAGGAAUCUAGAAUAUAUGGAAUAUAUCCUAGAUCGCUGUCUACAAUCUAACAUAUUUCAAAACUGAAUAAGUGAUGCUGGAAAAAUAUAUAUGAGUCACUGCAGGAAGAUUGAGCUGGAAAUAAUUUAUAGGGUAAAGUUUUGGAAUACUUUUUUUUAAUUUAUAGUGCUUUCAGCUAUAUAGAUGAAAACCACAAUGCAUUUAUGGGUAAAGCAUUUGAACUAUCAGUGUUGGAGCACAUGAUACCGUACACUCUCUUCUAAAUUGGGAGAAAUUAAGAUCAACUUAGGAUCGUAAUCUCAUAAUAUAGAAUACAAGCUCCAAUUCAUCCUCUCAUAGUGACGACUAUCGAGAAAGUUCUUCUUGUAUUGAAUUUCUUAUUCUGUGAAAACGAUUUCAUAGAUUCUAUUCUUGAUAAUAAUAAUCUAAUCAGCAAAUAUCAAAUGUUGAUUUUCAUAGGUUUUUGAUAGUAAAAUGUUGCAGGAUGUGAAAGUGUAAUCUAUCAGUAUUCCUAUAUUUUCCAUGUAAAUAAAUUUCUUCUAAUCUUAAUGUUUUGAGAAAUCUAGAUCUCCUAAUGGAAAUUAGCAACAAUGUAUACAGUAGUCAUAUUCAUGUUGUAACACCAAAACACUCAUUACAGUAUUAACAAAAGCCAUACGAAUUUACUUUUAGUACUAAAAUAGUAUUUCAGAACAGUAGCUUAGUUUCUAAUGAGACUGCAAAUAUUAUAUAUAUAUAUUUAUGAAUAACCCUGAGCAGGAUAGUAGACGUUGUCUAUUCUGACUUCAUCGUAUACUGUGAAAAAUGAUUGAUAAAUUAUUAUAAUAAGGAGGUAUCUGACCAAUAAAAUUGAAAUAAGAGUGGUUUAGAUUGAAAAUUCUAUUACUGUUUGCCCAUUUGGUGAAGAUUGAAUAAUCCUGAUACAAAGUCCAUGUAGUUUGUCCCAGUUUUAUUCAUGUGCUUUUAAAUUUAUUGUGUGAUUUCCUUUAACAGAGGAAAAAUUGUGAUCCUCUAUCAUACUCUACUAUUAGAUUUUUGUGAUAAUUAUUCGUAAUCUGUUGAGAGACUACAGUGGUUCAUAUUACAUAGCACUUGUUUGAUGUGCCAAAUAUUAUGAGUUAUUGAUAUUGUUGAUUUUUUCCGAUAGGGAAAAUUGUGAUUCUGUAUUAUAUUCUACAACUUCUUGUACAGGUAGAUUGUGAAAGACUGUGAUUUUCAAUAAAUGUUUGCAAAGUGUU